Crotalus tigris (Tiger rattlesnake) is the source of this 5654-nucleotide messenger RNA. It is a transcript of the gene WTIP, whose product is annotated as WT1 interacting protein. Lineage: Eukaryota; Metazoa; Chordata; Lepidosauria; Squamata; Viperidae. Gene Ontology annotation, cellular component: P-body; adherens junction; nucleus. The coding region runs from base 294 to 1778 and encodes 494 amino acids. The record is from RefSeq and is a predicted model, not a curated record. Gene Ontology annotation, molecular function: transcription corepressor activity. Gene Ontology annotation, biological process: negative regulation of hippo signaling; regulation of DNA-templated transcription; positive regulation of miRNA-mediated gene silencing. The transcript is spliced from 8 exons.
UUCCUGCCCCACACAAAGAAGUUCCUCCGCCGCCUGCCGCCGCCGCCUCGCCCGCACAAAGGAGGGCGCCGUCCGGAGAGCGCCGCCCCGGACAGGGAGCGCAGUGCAGCGCAGCGCAGCGGCCGGGAGUCCAGCGAGGCGGACCUUCGCGCGGCGCCUCCCCCGCGCGUGGCCGGGCGAGGCCGGGAUGCCUGGCGGCGGCUCCUGCCGGCAGGACGCGGGGCGGCCGCGGCACUAACCAGCCAGCCAGCCAGCCGGAGCGCGUGGAACAGGGCGCCCGGCCCGGCGAGCCCAUGGCCGAGCCGGCGCUGACCCAGGAGGGCGUCGGGCGGCGCCGGUGGCGGGAGCAGCCCCUGAACGGGCCCCCGCCUCCCUACCCGUCGGGGGAGGCCGCCUGCCCGCCGUCGUCGCGCGGCCCGACCGGCGAGGAGGGCCCGUGCCCGCGCUCGGAGGUGGCGCUGCCCUGCUACAAGCGCUACUCGGCCGAGGGCUUCCCGCGCGGCAAGGCGGCCGGAGGGAUCAGCCCGCGGGCCUCGACGUGCUGCGGGCCGGCGCCGGGUAGCGGCGGAGCCCUGGCCAGCCCGCGCGGGAGCCUGGCCGCCGCCGAGCCACCGCUGAGCCCGCGCUCCAGCUACGCCAGCACGGCCAGCGACGCCAGCAAGCACUCCAGCCCGCGCGCCAGCCUGGCCGGCUCCUCCGACGGCAGCAAGCCCAGCAGCGCCCGCACCAGCGGCAUCAGCAUGGGUUACGACCAGCGGCACGCCAGCCCGCGCUCCUCCGCCGAACUGGAGGCCGCGACCGGCCGGUCCUCGGCGCUGCCGGGCUCCGUCGGCGCCACCUCGCUGGUCAGCCCGCGCUCCAGCCUCUCCAGCCACAGCUCGCGCAGCUCCCGCAGCUCGAUGGGCGCCUACCCGGAGCCGCCGGCUCCCUCGCCGCGGGCCUCGCUGCUUCCCGAGGAGGGUCCUAUGGCAGACGCCGAGGCCGCCGCGCUGCCCUCCGGCCCGGCCGCCAAGUUGCGGCUCCCCUGCCAGGUCACGCCGGCCCGGGAGAGCGGCCCCAGCCAGGUGGAGCGGCGGCUGGAGGCGCUGACCCUGGAGCUGGAGAAGGAGCUGGAGAUGCACGUGCGGAAGGAGUACUUCGGUAUUUGUAUCAAGUGUGGAAAGGGGGUGUAUGGGGCCAGCCAAGCUUGCCAAGCCAUGGGGAACCUUUACCAUACCAACUGCUUUACAUGCUGCUCUUGUGGGAGAAGAUUACGAGGGAAAGCCUUCUACAAUGUUAAUGGAAAGGUCUACUGUGAAGAAGACUUCCUAUAUUCGGGGUUUCAGCAGACGGCAGACAAGUGCUUCAUUUGUGGCCAUCUCAUCAUGGAAAUGAUUUUGCAAGCUCUUGGGAAGUCAUACCAUCCUGGCUGUUUCCGCUGUGUGGUGUGCAAUGAAUGUCUGGAUGGCAUACCCUUCACUGUAGACAUGGAGAACAAUAUUUACUGUGUCAAAGACUAUCACACGGUUUUUGCACCCAAGUGUGCUUCCUGUAACCAGCCUAUUUUGCCAGUCCAGGGCUGCGAAGAAACCAUCCGGGUGGUGUCAAUGGACAGGGAUUAUCAUGUGGAAUGUUAUCACUGCGAGGAUUGUGGACUCCAGUUGAAUGACGAGGAAGGCCGCCGAUGCUAUCCCCUCGAGAGACACCUGCUCUGCCACACCUGUCAUAUCAGGCGCUUGAGCACUAAAGUGUCGGCACACUCUCCCUCUGGGUACCCCAUGCAUAUCACAGAGCUCUGAGGCUUCCGUUCCCCAUCUACUCAAGGCCAGGAGGAACAGACCUGCUGGAAAGAGAGCUUUAGAAAGACAAAGCAGCCACCAUUAUUUGUUGCUUCUAAGAUUGGAAAGGAAGGGGGGCACCUCUUUGGUUGGCUCGGUGUACAAUUUGCCCAAGUAAUUCUUUCCAGGAUGCCGGUACUUGAAAAGUAGUGCACCUCAUGGGUUGGAUGGGAAAAGGGCACGGUGUCAGAGCUGUUGGGAUGACUGGCCAUCCAUUAACACUGGCUUGUUGCCAUUUUUACUGUUGAUUGUGUGAGCUCCCAGAAGAAAGAUUAGCUUUCCAAUAGGAAAGAGACCAAAAAACUUCCAUCGUGUUUUAGGUCUCCUCGCACCCUGGCCUUGUGGUUCUCAUAAUUUGAGAGGCAGAGUGGUUGUUGCAUGCGCCAAAAGAGUGACCGCCAAAGUGAAUGUGACUUAAAAGGAACAACUGACUAGAAUGUAGGGGAUACCUGUGGGUGUUCCAUCUUGGCCUUUUGUUGGGUUUCUCUGCAAAAUGCGUGAAUGAAAGGACGGAGAGCAUUCCUGUUUUAGGGUUUGUCAGGCAUGGUUCUUGGGUGCUCGGCAAGGAUGGGAGGGUUUAGUGUUUCCAGGCAGAACACAUAGCCAAGGGGAGAGCUGCAGGCUCUCUAGGGAGACCGGGGUAGCUUUCUGGGAGCCAACAGGCGACAACUGUCUGCAGAGGACCCUCCCUGAUUGAAAGCAGGGUUGCAGGUGGGUGGGGUGGGGAAAGGGCAUAAGCAUUCCCAAUCCUUAGUUUUUUCGUAGAAUUCUUCUGCAGCAGAGAUGUGAAUGUGUCAGAACGGGAAAAGUUAUAUACAGGUAGUAUAAGUUUAUUCAUUAAAUUUAAUUCAGAUUUGAAUUCACUCAAAUUAAGUUUCUGUCCCAUCCAUUUCUUUGGACCUGCCACCACUUAUUUUUGAAAGGAAUCUUCCCAGCAUCCCGAAGUUCAGAUGCAGCCUGGAGCCCCAAAACGAUUUUGCUCAAAGAACAGCAGAAAUGGCCAGGGUAGAAGCCCCAGUGGUUGCCCUCUCUUCCUGAGUACAAGGAAAGUGGAUCCUUGUGCUGGGUGCAGCAGGUGACUGCAGGCAAAGAAGCCGGCUCUCUCGUCAAGAAGGACCUGUCAGACAUCACUUGGCACUUCUCAAAGUCACUGUUUUCAAACUGACUUUCGCUAAUAAAUUCAGCUUGGACUGUUUGCAGGAAGGAUCAAAAGGUCAAGAUGGUGAUUUCAGCUGCCUGGUUGUGGCCACCCCAUUGUCAUCACCCUGGACAUCCCGACUCCUGCAAACGGACAGGGCACCCAUUCCCUUUCUUUCAGCUAAAAGGAUGGCAGUUCUGUGGCAUGACUUGCAAAGAUCCUACUUCUAGAGGUAUUUUAAAAACAAUUGCUUCCCUAUUUUUGUUUUUUACAACUUGGUUAUAACCCAGCUUUAAAGGCCAAGUUAAUUAUACUUGAAUCCACAGCACUUGCAUGAUAAUUUCCAUGGCCUCUUGACCAUCACAAAGCAUUUUUAGGUAGCUCACAAAACAGUUGAACAGUUUUUAAAAAUCUCAGGAAACAAUUGUCUUUUUUCUAGGCGCUUGGAUGUAAGGAAAUUGGCUCAGAUCUAUAGCAGGGAAAUACCUAAUUUGGAGCAUAGAGGGUUUUUUUUAAAAAAAAUAGCAAAAAUUAAAACAUAAGAAAUAAUGUAUUAAGAAGUCUUACGCUUCUAUUUUGGCUAGACUUUUAAAGCACACUUCCAACUCUGGGAAAAUCUGUGUUCCAUAUGGAAAACGUUUACUUUUUCUAUUAAAAAAUAAGCUAUGUUGAUUAUUUGAGACAAUGAGGUGCCAUUAAUGUAAUUAAAAUUGACCACAUCAGUUGAGGCUUCAGUUUUGGCCAUAUUGUAUUAAUUCCUUAUAUACAUUGACUUUAAAACAAUUUCAGCUUGCUUCUUCUGAUAAAACCACCUGGAUUAACCCUUUGUAAAGCUGUUUGGUGCUCCAGCAACUUCAGUGAAAUUACACUUUGGGAAUCAAAUAGAAAAACACUGCUAAAUCUGUUUAAAAACUAAAAAAAGACCUCUUAUGGAAGAGCAGCAGGCUGCCUUCCCCCAGGCUAUUCAGAGUCCUGUCAGCUGCAGCAGGGAUGGCUCCCCAGUCUGAAGGGCUGAGGGGAGGGAAGAGCCAGGUGAGUCAGUGCAAAAGGAAUGUAAGCAGUUCCUUCCAAAUGUGCAUGGGAGCAUGGUGGAGCCCUUUGAAAGGAGCCCCCCUCCCCUUCCCAUCAGAACAGCCCUUUUAAGGCUGUUCCAGAUGGUUCUGUUUGCCUUUUCGCGUUUUGAAGUUUCCAGAAAGUCAUCACUGUAAUUCAUUUGAUUUUGCUGCAAGGAACCCUUCCACCCACUCCCAAAUGCCCCAUUCCUCUUGCAGAUGGCUUUCUGCUUCCUUUUCGUUCCUCUGCUGUUGAGUUUUAUGGCAUUGAUUGUUUUCGUGUCAAACUUGUCCGUUCCUGCUACUGCCUUAAUCUUCAGCAAAUAGUGUAACAGCUAAAAUAUGUACAAGGGCUAUUAUUUUUCAAACAUACCAGUCUAUUUCAUUUGUUUAAAAUAUUUCAGGGGAUUACCUUUUACAUACUUAAAUGGAUUUGUCAGCCUGGUGAUUUUCUUCAUAAACAUUUUCUUGUUUUAAAUUUUAUCCGCUCCCCCCCCCCCUUUGCCAAAAUCUGAUCCAGCUGAGUUUUCUUUUUCCAAUGCCUUUUUCCAUAUUAAAAAUGUGGUUUUUAAGGAGAAAGCAGCUAGAAAGUGUCAUACAGAAAAGAAAAAAAAAUCUGCAAAAUAUGUGAAACACGCUACCUCCCAUCAAUGGCGGUUGAACUGUGUGCCCCAGAGCUCCUUGAGGGCUGGGUUGGCCCUGCUCCACAGCCCCAGCCUGGUUGCUUUGCCCACCUGCCUACCAGCCUUUCUCCUUCGCAGGUGGCCGUCCAGCUGGUGCCCAGGGACCGGGGUGCCACUCCAAGGGGCACCAGAUGGAGGGACCUGCAGAGGGAACCUGGGAGUUCAGUGCCACCUCUGCCUUUACUUCAGAGUUUGGGCUCCACAGGGAUGAAGUACUUUUUAACAUUUGUGCCAAAAUAUUUAUGGGAGAGCUUCCUUCCUUUUUCUUUUCACUGAUUCAUAUGCGCAUGAGCGAGGAACUCGAGAUAGAUGCACUUACUGAAAAGAAAAUAAAUAUUUGGAAGACCCAUCCUGCCCCGUAACUUAAGGUUCCAAAGGAGAUGAAGAGAUGGGGAAAUAAUUGUUUCAAAACAAGUGGGUGGAUGUCUUAUAAUUUAGAAAUUAAAAAAUUGAUGGGAGAGUUCCAUUGAGUUAAACCAAAACUACAGAAGAUACUUUUUUUCUUAGGCCCCAAUAAACUCUUGUGAUUCAACUAAUGCCAUAACUAGAGUAUAUAAUUUGACUUAAAUUAAGUUUGUUUCUUGAGAAAUAUUUGCAUUUUCUUUAAAAGAAUAUAGGUUUUAUUUCCAAGAACUUGGACCAAUGUUAAUUUUUCUUUUGUAGGAAAUAAAAAUGGGCAAUUUGUAUAUUAUGUGUCUAGUUUACAUCUGCAAACACAUUAGUUUAACCAUAUUUGUAUAUAUCUUUCUAAAAUGUCAGACUUUUAGUUCAUAGACUUGUCAGAGUUUUUGUGUUACCACUGGUUUUCAUGAUUGUUGAAGAAUAAAUGUUGGGAAAUGUAGAUUUAUUUAUCUAAAAAAGCUACUUACUAUUAUCCUAAGUUAUUUUAAUAUUAAAAGUCAGAAUUUCAUUUAACCUUAGAUGUUAUAAUCUGCUUUUUUCAAUAAAGACAUUUUGUAGUUAC